UUGCCAUCAUCAAUGUACAAUUCUUCCCAAGGAUUUAGCUCGCAAGUAGGAUAUCGUGGACAGUGUAGUUCGGCCUCAGACAGUCCCAUCUUUCGUCGCUGUGUCGAACAAAGCGUGAUUCCUAGUUCUUCUCAACAACGGGUUUUUCACGAUUCGGAUUUGCUUCGGAGAGAUCCUCUGGUAACCAGUGUUACAACAGCAAAGAACCCAAUAUUCCAGCACUGUCUUGAUAAUAUGAAAGCGGAAUCUCGAUCCCCUCGUGAAAAUUCAGUGUUCUGCAAUGAAUCAAAUGAAUCAAAUGAACAGUAUUCAAGAGAGCUAGCUCGUGAUGAUGGGAAUAUUACAAGACCAUACGUCGUGAAUGAAAGGUUUUCCUCACAAGACACAAGCAAAACCUCAUCUUCAUCGCUUACAAAUGCGAGCAAAGGACUUGGUAACGAAAUGCAAACUAGACUUAAGCUCGUUUCAAACGAAACACCAGAAGUUGCCGUAAUGUAUAAUAUUCGUGGACAGCCGACCUCACCCAACUCCACAGGCGUGAGUUCUCCACAUUUGGCUGGAGUCGGUAGGGCCAGACUCCAUGCGGAAGCUCGAAGGAAAAAUUUUGGCGGUGUCACUUUCAGUCCUUCAAAGACAUCAGGAAUUGGGGUGGCCGGCACUCCUUCGACUGGAAGGGGCAGGGGCAUGUUAAGCCUCAUGUAAUCGUCAUCAUAAAGUCCACUUAUCGGUGAGAUGGCUUGAGCAGCGAAAGAGACGUGAUUCUCUGUACGUGGUGGAAAAAUAAAAGGAACAAAUAUUUACACGUUUAUAUUUCAGUUAAGAUGAUAGACACAGUUCCAGUUUCAAAAGUGAUUAAUUUAUUUUUCGACGGAUAUGCUACUCGAACUCUUCCGUGGGUUGCAGGACGAGGGUCCCGGGGUUCCGCCCCUUCUUUUGAUACUGAUACUGUGGACGUGACACUCCAAAAAGCUAAAAGCGUGUGUUACCGCACGUAAAUACGUGACACGUAAUAAACUGGAGACAGAAGUCAACUUAAAGGCGAUGGCGGUUAAUUAAAGAUCUGUCUGGUUCGCGCUUCAAAAAUUUGCCGCUAAAGCGAAAUAUUUGUUUGGUUUUUCUUUCUUUUUUUUUUUUUUUUUUGCUUAAUAUAUUUAAAAAAAUUCAUCGACGCUUCUGAAUCCACUCGUUGUUGUAUGGAUCUGGUGUUAUUUCAAGUUUAUCCUUAAAGUUUAAUCCAAGAGAUUACUUGGAACGCCCCCAACGUACUUGAAUUCUGAACUUUGAGUAUCAGCUGAUACUGUAAAGUUUGUUAUCAAAAAGUGUUUAAUAAAUCGAGAAAAUAA
This is a messenger RNA of Stylophora pistillata, 1343 nucleotides long. RefSeq lists its product as uncharacterized. The record is from RefSeq and is a predicted model, not a curated record. NCBI's taxonomy places the organism in Eukaryota, Metazoa, Cnidaria, Anthozoa, Scleractinia, Pocilloporidae.